This is a messenger RNA of Closterium sp. NIES-65, 2700 nucleotides long. NCBI's taxonomy places the organism in Eukaryota, Viridiplantae, Streptophyta, Zygnematophyceae, Desmidiales, Closteriaceae. The record is from the annotation of a GenBank genome assembly.
AUGGCGCCAUCGGGGCCGACCUACUCUCGCCGGUCGACAGCGGUUGUCGCGCGCGUUGCGGCGGCGCUGCUGAUGCUCGCCGCCGCCGCUGCCGCCGCUGGUGAAGGGCCCGUCUUGCGCAGGGCGUUAGCGAGGGCGAGGGCGGGUGAGCCGGUUGGGACAUGGCGGCGAAAUGGUUCGGACUUUGAGGCGCGGGAUGACCGUAAAUGGCGCGUGGGUGGGAACGGCGAGGCUUGGAGAGGGUAUGGGUUCGACACGGACACGAGGGGAGAUGGAAUGAGCGAUCGUGUGGUUGGGGGCUCACGCGCUGACAUUGACAGAGGUGACAUUGACGGAGGUGAUAUUGACGUAGGUGAUAUUGACGGAGGUGAUAUUGACGGAUGUGACAUUGACGGAAGUGACAUUGAUGGAGGUGACACUGACCGAGGUGACAUUGACGGAGGUGACAUUGGCGGAGGUGACACUGAAGGACGUGACAGUGACGGAGGUGACGGCGAGAGUGAAGGCCUAGGCGGCGACGAUGUGGGCGGGUGGUUGUCGGGUCCGCACUCACAGCAGCAUGCGCGUGGCGGCGACGAAGGGGGGACGCGAGGGCGGUCGCCAAGGGGCGCGCAGCGGGAAUUGCAGGGGGAGCGGACGCGGGAGGGCAGGCGGGAAGCGUCGCGGGGAAGGGAGUUGACGGAGGAGCGAGGAGGUUCAGUGGGCGGAGAGGCGCGAGGAUGUUCUGUGGGCGGAGAGGCGCGCAGGCGAGGGGAGGGCAGGCGAGGCACGGGUGGGCGUCGCAGGCUGGCGGAUGGUCAAGGCAGUGAGGGGGGCGGUGGCAGUGAUGGGGGCGGUGGCAGUGAGGGGGGCGGUGGCAGGUACGACGACGGUAGCGAUGGGCGUGAGCGCAUGCACGUGGGCGCGCGUGGCGGCAUGGCGGGCCCUGGGGUGUGGGUGGACGGAGUUAAACGGCACACGCGGCGGGCAGGCGACAGAUGCUGGAGCAAAUGGGAGAUGCGCAUGUAUGUCACGGUGAGAUGCACAUGUAUGUCACGCGCCCCGACCGCCAGCUCCCCCAUCACUGGCGUUGAGGCUGCGCCUGUUUCUCUUGUUUCACCAUUCCCUCCUCGCCUCUUCUCCUCGUCUUCCUGUCCCCUCGCGUUCUCUAAUGCACCCCGCCCUUCUGCAUGGCCUCUCCCCCCAACCCUCUCUCUACGUGCACCGCAGCGCCCUGACCGGCAGCUGCCGCCAUCACUGGCGUUGCGGCGGCGUCUGUCGGAGUACCGUCGGAUGCACCGCCGCUGCACACAGAUCCACGACUGGCUUGCCUUCUACCGCAACCCGUACAUGGGGUGGAAGGAUGGCGUUGACGGGCUGGGCAACUGCAAGUAUCUCUUCUUUAUGCCGCCCGCCUACCAUGGCAUGGGCAACCGCAUAAUGGCGCUCAUCUCGGCCUUCGCGUACGCGCUGCUGACGAACCGCACGCUCAUCAUCCCACCCGACUCGUUCCUCUUCCGCUUCUUCUGUGACCCCUUCCCCGGCACCUCCUGGACCAUCCCGCUCGAUGCUUACAACACCAUAUCCCAGACGGUGCACCGCUCGCUGGCGCGCAACCGAGGCCUUGUUAAUGGAUGGGACGGCCAUGACGUCAGCAUGCACAUGUCAUGGGACUCCAAGGCGGACACGUGGGGCAUGUUCUGUGAGGCGGAGCAGCAGGAGAUGGCCACGGCGCGCUUCGCCACGCUCUACACCGACUACUUCCUCGUGCCGCACUUCUACCUCGUGCCCUCGCUGCAGGUUCAGCUCGAGUCCCUUUUUCCCGAUCGACGAGUCUUCACGCACCUUUCUCGGUACCUGCUGCACCCCGCCAACUACCUGUGGGAUCGCAUCACCCGCCUCUACCACGGCCACCUCGCCCUCCACUCCCUCACCGUCGGCCUGCAGAUCCGGGCAUUCGAGGAGACAGAGGAGGAUUUGAUGGUGAAUGUGUUUGAGUGCGCCACCAACAUCGCCAGAGUGCUGCCGCCUGUCAUGCCCACCGACCAAUGGCGCCACACCGCUGCCUCUGUGACGGAGGAGGCGCUGCUGGGCGUGCGCGGGCGCAGCAUCGGGGCGCUGGUGGUUUCGCUCAACCCCACCCACGGCACCAAGCUGCGCGACCGCUACAUGCUGGGCAAGCCGCUGGAUGGCAGCACUGUCUCCGUCUUCAGUGUGAGUGGAGAGGGUCAGGAGAAGCAGGAGGACCAGCUUCAGUACGAGCUCGCCGUCACCGAGAUGUGGCUCCUCGCCUUCUGUGACGUGCUGCUGGUGACGGACACGUCCACGUUUGGGUACGUGGCGGCGGGGGUGGCGGGGGUGACGCCCUACACCAUGAACGUCGCCAAGUGGAAGCACAGCGACUGGCGCUCCAACGGCCGCCUCGCCUGCAUGCUCGGCUCCUCCGAGCCCUGCUAUGUGCACCCCGUGCAGGAGCGCGUGCUGUGUCCUGGAGAGGCAGAGAAGCGGCCGCUGGAGAACAUACCGCAGACGCGGGCGUGCCACGCCACGGGCGUGGGGCUCACCACCAACCUGCCGCCGCUGCCACUGCCCUCCCACCAUGACGCCUUGGAUGCCGCACAUCCAGCUCUACCACGAAUCAUGCCCGAGAAGUCCCUAACGGGGCGCCGGUUCUUCUCUCCCCGGAAAACAGCAACAACAUCAAACCAGUCCACCUGGUAG